AUGUCCGAUUUAAAAUUAAGAUCGCCUGAAUAUUUCCAACAUAAUGAAGACUGGAGCUUACUGGGUUAUUUGGAAUACCGCAAGACUCGAGAAGAUUUUCGAUCAAAUAAAGCAGAUGAACACUUCUUUUAUGCCAAAAAUCUUAAGUAUAUAGCUGAAGAACACGAAAAUAAGAAACACCGCGAAAAAGCAGAGAGGGUACGACCUAUUGACAUGUCGCGACAAAUGAUCACGGUUGUUUGUUGUCAAGCUACGGGCAUGGCAUGUUCCGCUCAAUCAUCUAACCAAAAGCUUUCAUCAGUAAAUUCGUUUUGGUUAUCGAUUUGCCAGAAUAAUUACGAGGAAAGAAUCGAACUUGAGAAGUUAAGACAUGCCGAAAAUACAAUACGUGCCGUAAAUGAAGAAACAGAAGAAGUUCGUUCCGUUUCAUCCUCUGAAACUGGGGUAUUGUUAAAACGUAAGAGACAAGAUGAUAUAAAUUGUUUUGAUAAGGGGCUGACAAACGAAACCAUACGAAUCACUAAUGGAACGGUAGUGGAAGAGUCCUCCUCUAAUUCCCUUAUGAACAUCUCCUCCGGGACUUCUUUAACGCGACUAUCUUAUACCGAAUUCCAAGUAGUAAACGAAGAAACUGGUAGCGAAAUAAAGUCUAUUGAUGAUGAUGAGACUUCUUUAACGCAACUAUCAUCUUAUACCGAGUCCCAAGUAGUAAAUGAAGAAACCGAUAGCGAAAUAAAGUCUAUUGAUGAUAAAAUCUCGCCUAAUCCCUAUACGAACAUCUCCUCUGAGACUUCUGUCAAAGUGGAUUCACCUUUGGCACUGGCAAAAGAAGUAGGGGACAAAAGCAAACAAACAUCGAAAUAUAUCAACCGAGAUAUAGCAUCAGAAGCUCUGAAAGCAUAUCAGAUGGAAGUCUUAGCGGGUAAAAAAUUAAUAUAUGAGGGCGUGGAUGUGUUAGAUUCGGCUCGCUCAAAUAUGAAUAUGAAAUCUAAGACAGCAAAAAGCCCUAUCUGUAUUGGUGUUAUUAACAUCCAUAAUCCAGACUGUACCAAGUUUUUACCAGAAAAUUUUAAGCGCUUUGUUGCAAAUCAGCUCAUAAACCAUGAAACUAAAGACAUUCAAUUUGCUAAUGAACGAAAAAUUGCUAAUUUUGCGGUUGAUUGUGAAGAGGAAGUGUUGCACUUCUUGGAGAAGUUUGAUCAUGUGGAGAAUUUGAAGUCUCUUGGAGAAUGUCUUGAUGAAAAUCCGAUUAACCAUUCCUCUGCAACGAACGACCUCAUUUACGUACAGAAUCUUUUCAACCAUUUCUUUUUCUUAUACAAAAACGAUAUUUUGCUACAGUCUAUAUCUGAAAGCGAAUUUAAUGCAUACGUAUGGACCCCGCUACUUAAGAAUGCAUUCCUAGGAAAGGAUGAUCUGAAGUUAAGUUGUGGAGAAUUGGCGUCAAAUUCGUACGAAAAAUUAAAGGAGAUCUUAGAUAUUGGUGGUCGCAGUGCACCAAGAUUAGAUGGUAAAGGGCUCCUAAAAGCAUUGGGCACCGAAAUUCUUGUUCAGGAAGACGGUGUCCUUAAUACUCGCAGUAAGAGGAAAGGCGAUCUCAAAAAGUUGGAAUACUGUUCGAAGGUGAUCCUUACAACCUUAUUUUUUGCGUUACCUUCUGAAGCAAAAAAUUAUAUCACAAAAAUUGAGACCUACAGUAUUCAGUCAAACGGGUUUCGCCUCUCGAUCUCCGUAUCAAAAUAUUUAUUUGAGAACACCAUCAUCAUGAUGGACUUGCAAGAUGUAGAAGUUCCGAGAACUGUGGAAGGAUUCUCAAAAUUGAUAAUGGCCGUGAAGGUAAUUCUUUCCUGGAAAGCUCGAACUAGAAAGAACACCAUGGAAUUCUACAAGGCGCUAAAAAAAGGUCACAAACGUCUGGAAAAUGGCACGUUAUAUUGUUUUUUUCCGAAUGGUGGUAGCGAAUUCAGACUUUUACUAGUAACUAAAGAUGAUUUAUAUUAC
Funneliformis geosporum is the source of this 2001-nucleotide messenger RNA. The record is from the annotation of a GenBank genome assembly. Lineage: Eukaryota; Fungi; Glomeromycota; Glomeromycetes; Glomerales; Glomeraceae.